AUGACAGGAUCAUUUGGGUCAACGUCCGCGGAUAAGAAGCUUGAGACAGAGUGAGAAGGCAUCCUAUGGGAAUAUAUAUUGGAUAAGAAAGAUUUACAGAAUGUCCGCUGGAAGAAUAUUGAAUGAGAAGAAGACGGAUUGGAAGUCAAUGUGGAUCUGCAUCUUCCUUCAGUUCAUCGUCGGCAUUCAAAUUUCCGUGUAUUACAUGUCUAUGUGGCCAUACUUGAGUGGAGUAGGUUGAAGGAAUCAUUCAGUUCUCAAGAUUGUCUCACUUCAGCUUGACAAAACCGCCGACGUGGACUUCUUAGGAUGGGUGGUGGCUUCAUGCAGUAUCGGGUGCACAAUUGUAGGCCCCAUCUUUCUGUCUUCCACAGUUUCUGCUUUCAGUCAAAUCCAAUCUACGGGUACUGGAAUCAAAAGACAAUGUCCGUGAAGUGGCCUGUAAUCACUGGAUUCUUGAUCGCAGGGGUCGGUCAGGCAUGGUACGGACUAUUGGGAAUGGGCUCGAAUGUUAAAUGGGUGAUGCUCGUGGCUCGGAUGCUCACUGGGCUCGGCGUCGGGAACAUUGCCGCCCUCCGGGUGUACGCAGCCAUGGCAUCCACUCCCGAGGACAGAAUGAGAGCGAUUUCGUUCGGAACUGGAGGCUUCGUUUUGGGUAUUUCUUUCGGACCGGUCAUAUCAGUUAGUUCGUCUCGGAUUCUGCAGAGUUCCGAUUGAUUUCAGGCAGCAUUCACUCCUCUGGGCACAGAUGGCCUCAAACUGGGAGUGAUUGUGUUCAACAUGUACACAGUUGUUGCGUUUUUGAUGGCAUUGCUCUGUCUAUUCGCUUGCACAGUCAUUUAUUUUCUCUUCGAAGAGAGUUACGUUGGUAUUGUAACGAAAGAAGAGAAGGCGAAUGAGGACUUGGUGGUGCCGAUGUUCGAUAUUCCCGGCGCCAUCAUCUGCAUUUAUCUGUUCAUGAUUGUCAAUAUCAUCGCUACAAAUAUCGAAGUGUUCGUUACAAAAUACACAAAAAACUAUCAUCUAUCUCUCUCUCUCUUUCUCUUGUUUUCAGAAUGUCCACUCCUUUGACAACUGUUUUGUACGACUGGAAGGACAGCGAUUCUAUUUUGUACAACGGAAUUACUCUCGCAAUAAGCUGCGUCAUUUCGGUAGCAUUUAAUGUCGCCUUGGGAGCCACUAGAAUCGGCAAAAUGUGAGUGAACUGAAUGUCAUUUCAAUUUUUAUCACUGCUGACUGUUUAGUGACAAACGGAAUCAGAUGCUCAUCGGAAUCUUCGUAUUCCUUCUCUACCAACUGUUCAUGUACCCCUGGGCGUUCUACUCGGGACCACUGAACUUCUUGCCGGAAGGCGUCGAGACCAGUCAUGCCGGAGGAUGUUACGCCGAAUAUCUAUGGUGUAACGAGACAACCCGAGUCCCUCUUUCCGUCUACCUUUUCUGUUUUAUCGUCCUCUUCGGAAUCGCUUUUCCCUUCGUUCAGAGCCCUUCCGCAGCCCUGUAUUCUGAAAUUCUUGGCCCGAGAAAGCAGGGAACAAUGCAGGGUUUCUUCUCGUUGGGCGGUAGCAUUGCUCCAGUCAUUGCAUCCAUCACAUCUACGUUCGAAAUACGAAUUCCUCGAAGUAUCUGAUUUUUCUUUAUUUCAGGGCAAUGUUCAAGUACACCGGCUACCGAUAUGUCAUUGUCCUCCAGGCAAUCAUUCUUUUGGUCGGCGCCGCUCUGAUUGUGCUAUUCUACAAGCACCUGGUUCCAUUGAAAGUGGUAAAGAAGUCUGCGGAUGAAAAAUAA
Messenger RNA from Caenorhabditis sp. 36 PRJEB53466, 1787 nucleotides. The record is from the annotation of a GenBank genome assembly. NCBI's taxonomy places the organism in Eukaryota, Metazoa, Nematoda, Chromadorea, Rhabditida, Rhabditidae.